This is a messenger RNA of Piliocolobus tephrosceles (Ugandan red Colobus), 1102 nucleotides long. RefSeq names its product small integral membrane protein 1 (Vel blood group) (gene SMIM1). NCBI's taxonomy places the organism in Eukaryota, Metazoa, Chordata, Mammalia, Primates, Cercopithecidae. The record is from RefSeq and is a predicted model, not a curated record. The transcript has 6 exons. Bases 808 to 1044 code for a protein of 78 amino acids.
CGCCCCCCUCCGGACCAGGUGCCUCCCGGCUGCUGGCUCUAGCCCUUCCUCGCGUGGCUCCGCCCCCGCCCUCGCCCCCUGCCCAGGCCCGGCCCCUGCGGAGACCAGAGACGCGCGGACGCAGGCUCGAAGCGUCUGCCGAACCUCAGCCCACGACCUGCCCCUUUGGGAGGUGCGGGCCGCGGCCAGGCUCUGACCUCAACCUGGCACAGAGGCUCCGGCCCUCAGGCAAGAUUCUCCGGGUAAGUGUGGCGCCCUGAGGCGCUGUGGGGUGAAGAGGUCUAUGCAGGGGCCGCUGUGUACCUAGGAUCUUCCUGCACUCACAAACCCCCAGGGGGUGCCAGGACCCUGGAGGCUCCCAGGGCCUGGAGGGGCGUUCCUGAUGGGUUUCUGCCGCCACAGCUGUGACUCUCAGGGGAGUGGCUCUUGUGUCUUUAGACCUCUGUGCCGAUGACCUGGGAGGAAGGUCAGCCUUCCCUGCUGGAGGGGGCCCAGCAAAGCCUCAGCCCCCAGAAGUGAGGGGCCUGCCACUGCCUGCCCAAGGACCCCACUCCUGGGGGCCACAUGCUGAGAAGGGACACUGGGGGCCCAGCAGACCGGAGAGCUAACUCCAGCCCCACAGCCCCACAGCCUGGGCAGGGACCGGUCUAGCUGUAGUCACUGCCCCGGACCUGCUGCCCUGGACCUGCUGCCCUGCCCCAUCCCACCCUCCCCGGACCAGCCUCCCCAGAGUGAAGUCACAGCCUUGCCACCUGUCUUGAUCUCACCACUGUGAAGGCCCCACCUCUCCUGCUGCAGCCCCACAGCAUGCAGCCCCAGGAGAGCCACGUCCACUAUAGUAGGUGGGAGGACGGCAGCAGGGACGGAGUCAGCCUAGGGGCUGUGUCCAGCACAGAAGAGGCCUCAAGCUGCCGCAGGAUCUCCCAGAAGCUGUGCACGGGCAAGCUGGGCAUCGCCAUGAAAGCGCUGGGCGGCGUGGCCCUCUUCUGGAUCAUCUUCAUCCUGGGCUACCUCACUGGCUACUAUGUGCACAAGUGCAAAUAAACGCUGUCCCACGUGCAUGCUGGGGGCUGGCUGCACAAGUGAGAGCACAGGCCUGGAG